UCGAUAUCGACGCCGAACCUCCCUUCACUCCCCGAACCCCAAUCCUCGACGAACCGAAUUUGCAAACGAAUUAACGAAAUACAUACCACACACAACUCAUCAAAAUGGAGUUCACCACCACUGGACAGCUGAACGAGGAUGGCAUCCACAUCGACAUGGAGAGAUUAAAGAAGGGAGAGGUCAACCUCGGAACCUCAAUUAUGGCAGUCACCUUCAAGGACGGUGUUAUUCUCGGCGCUGAUUCCAGAACAACGACGGGCGCCUACAUUGCCAACCGAGUCACCGACAAGCUCACACAAGUCCACGACACCAUCUGGUGCUGCCGGUCAGGCUCCGCCGCCGACACCCAGGCCGUCGCCGACAUUGUCCAGUACCAGCUCGGGCUGUACGCCAUGCGCAACGGAAAGCCCCCCAUGACCCAGACCGCUGCCGCCAUCUUCCAGGAGGUCUGCUACGCUAACAAGGACCGCUUGACCGCCGGCCUCAUCAUUGCCGGUUGGGACGAGCGACACGGCGGCCAGGUCUACUCCAUCCCCCUCGGUGGAUCCCUACACAAGCAGUCAUAUGCCAUCGGCGGCUCGGGUUCGACGUACAUUUACGGAUACUGUGACGAGCACUGGAAGGAGGGCAUGGAGGAGAAGGACGCCGUCGACUUUGUCAAGGGAUCGCUCAAGGAGGCCAUCAAGUGGGACGGCAGCUCUGGUGGUGUCAUUCGCAUGGUCGUCCUGACGGCCAAGGGCGCCGUGCGGCAUCUGUACCUCCCUGACGAGGACUACAAGGUGCAGCACUAGAUGGGGAGUUGGAGACGGGGAAGCAGGAGACAGAAGAAGGGAGACGUUUAUUGUGAUGUGGCUGGAAGGAAAGCC
Colletotrichum godetiae is the source of this 866-nucleotide messenger RNA. RefSeq names its product proteasome component PRE3. The transcript is spliced from 6 exons. Bases 105 to 791 code for a protein of 228 amino acids. Gene Ontology annotation, cellular component: proteasome core complex. Gene Ontology annotation, molecular function: threonine-type endopeptidase activity. Lineage: Eukaryota; Fungi; Ascomycota; Sordariomycetes; Glomerellales; Glomerellaceae. The record is from RefSeq and is a predicted model, not a curated record.